Molecule: messenger RNA, 1679 nt
Organism: Alternaria rosae
Lineage: Eukaryota; Fungi; Ascomycota; Dothideomycetes; Pleosporales; Pleosporaceae
Exons: 1
Coding region: 131-1579 (482 amino acids)
Source: RefSeq, a predicted model, not a curated record
CCUCAAGCGCCAUGGCAUCUGUGCGUUUUUCGGCUACCCGGCUCCUUCGACACGCGCGAGUUUCUGCCUAGGCAACCUUUGAAUUCUUGUGUUCAGCUCGUCUUGCGGUGAUCCGACUGCAGCCACGUUAAUGGUACUUCGGAUACAACCUCUGACUUUCUCUUCUGCCAUCACUUCCAGCAUGAGUUGGGACGUGGCAAAGUCCAUCGAGCUGCACAAUCGCAUUGUCGCCCAUGCAUGCUCGCACCUUCCACCCGAACACCAACCCAUCAUCCAGCGCAACUGGUUCUCCACACACUCACUAGAUCCAGCUUCCCCGGGCUUCGAAUUUGAUCUUGACGAUGAACUCACAGAAUUCCUGUCUGGGAUCGAUCUAGUCGUACCCAACGAAGCCAGUAAUCAUUUAGCUUUCAACCCAGUCCUCGUUGGCAUCGUGAACCCUCACGGUCCUCACGGUUUGAGAAACCAGUCCUGGGAGUGGUCUGACGACCACGCUGAUCUCAUCGUGCUGUACCAGAACACGGGGUAUGAUCCAGCUGGGUUAGUUUACAAUCUAGCAACGCAGCAGGUUGCCUACUUGGAAGACGCAUUUACCUCACCCUAUACACCCGAUGAGAUGAAGCUUCCGUGGGCUGAUCUUGAUGAAGUUCUACAACUCUAUUGGGACUGCGUCGAAUCUGGGAAGUUUGUUAUAGAUGCGCAAAACCCCGGGUUUGGCGAACCUGAUAAUCUUGCGACGCAGGGGUGGAGAGUUGAGCAAUGUACAGAGAAAGAGAUGGAUCAGGUGCUGGAUGUGUGGGGUAAAUUAGUUGAUGUGAUCACGAAGAGGCUGCCUGCAUCCGACAUGCGUGGGGAAAUGAACCAAGACGAAGACCAGAGAGAAGACGAAGGACCCCAGCGCAAGAAGAGGAAGAAGCACGAAGAAUAUUUGAUCUCUACUGAGGUCUUGAACAAGUACCCGGCGAUCCCACCGUUCGUGCGCACCUUCCUCUCAAGAGCUAAAAAGCCUCCCUUCAAAUCUAUCGCACCGCAGCUCGACGUGCCUGAUGAGGACUUCAUCCAUCGCGUAGGAGCAGAGAUUCAAAAGAGAUACCACGACGCUACUCUCGAAGAGCCGCAACACGAGAUAUCCGAGCGUCAUCUGUUUCUGCUUUUCCCAUGGCGCACGCCGGGCAUACAACUCAUUUCCGAACGCGACCAGCAGAAUUGGAAGCCCAAACAUCGAUCUGGUGUACUGGACAAUCGCGGAGGUCUGUACAUUUAUUCUGAUGACUUCUACUCACAUUGCGGCACAUUACUGCUUCCAUUUCCUCUGGGGGGUAACGGUCAUGUUCUGCGAGGUGAUGACACCAAAGUAAAAGUAACUGAGCCGGGUCAAGAUGUGCUGUAUCAUCGGGGCUUGGGCAAUCCCUUCCUACCUGGCUGGGGAAUGCCGUUGAUUCCUUUACUGGUCAACUGGUGGGAGCAGGUCGAAAAUGACGCCUGGGGUGUUGAUGAGAAUGGAGUUGCUGGGGGAGAUGAGCUCUGGAAGAAGGCGGAUACCGAAGAAGACGCGGAGGACUUCAAGAUUCAGUGGUGAUGCUUUCGAAAAGCACGACUUGAAUUGCUGUUGCGCAUCGUCUGCGCGACGAUGGGAACGCUCGCUUGCGUGGAAGUUUACUGACACAAGCAUGAUUGCU